This is a messenger RNA of Mangifera indica (mango), 2750 nucleotides long. Its product is annotated as pentatricopeptide repeat-containing protein At1g09820-like. Gene Ontology annotation, molecular function: protein binding. The record is from RefSeq and is a predicted model, not a curated record. NCBI's taxonomy places the organism in Eukaryota, Viridiplantae, Streptophyta, Magnoliopsida, Sapindales, Anacardiaceae.
UACCCUAAUUUGGCUUAUAGGCCGCUAUAGAGUUCAGACUGACUGAGCGGUAUUUUCUGGCUCUCAAUUUCACUACUUUGAGCAAAGCCACGCUCAUGCCACUAAAAUCCCUUUUUUCCUCGGGAAAAUUCCCACUCGGGAAAAUUUGCUCCCCAAACAAACAGAGCAUCAGGCCUUUCUGUUCUGCAAAUUCAACCGCAGAAAACAUACCCAUUAUCAUAGACCUUAUAAGACAGCAACAUUGGUCAAAACUCACAACACAUUUGAGUACCACAAACCCCAAAACACUUCUUCAACAACUUAUCGAUUCUGAAGCUGAUCCAGAUCUCAUUCUCAGGUACUUUAAUUGGUCAACAAAAGAGCUUAAACUUUUCCACCCUUUAGACCUCACUUGCAGACUAUUAUACUCACUAGCAGCUGCGAAAAAGUACUCAAAGAUGAGAAAUUUUUUGCAUCGGUUUGUUCAAAAUGAGAGCUUUCAUUCUGUUUCUUCGAUUUUUCAUGCUAUUUCGUUGAGUAGCGAUAGUUUGUGUAUUAAUUCAAUCAUUGUUGAUAUGUUGGUGUUGGCUUAUGCUAAAAAUAUGAAAUACAAUCUGGGUCUAGAGGCGUUUAGAGCUGGUGAUUAUGGGCUGAACUUAUCAGUUCUAUCUUGUAAUCAGUUGUUGAGUCUUUUAGUGAAAAAGGAGAAAUUUGAGGAGGUGGAGUAUGUUUAUAAGGAGAUGCGGAGGAGAAGAAUUGAGUUUAAUUCGAUUAGUUUUAACAUUGUGAUUAAUGGGUUGUGUAAAGUUGCGAAAUUGAAUAAAGCUAGUGAUGUUAUUGAUGACAUGAAAUUGUUGGGGGUUUCGCCAAAUUCCAUUACUUAUACUACUCUUAUCGAUGGAUAUUGCAAGAAAGGUAAUCUUGGGAAAAUGUAUAAAGCUGAUGCGGUUUUGAAGGAUAUGGUGGCAAAUGGAAUUCGACCUAAUGAGAGGACUUUCAAUGUAUUGAUUGAUGGGUUUUGUAAGGAUAAGAAUUUAUCGGCAGCUAUGAAGGUGUUUGAGGAAAUGAAAAGUCAAGGUGUGACAAGCAAUGUGAUUACAUAUAAUUCACUGAUCAAUGGGUUAUGUAUUCAUGGGCAGCUUGACAAGGCUGUUGCUUUGAGGGAUGAAAUGAUGAGCUUGGGUUUGAUGCCAAACGUUAUUACUUAUAAUGCACUUAUAAAAGGGUUCUGUGAGAAGAAAAUGUUGGACAAAGCUAGGGAGUUGUUUGAUGAUAUUUCAAAACAAGGAAUGGUUCCCACUGCAAUAACAUAUAACACAUUGAUCAAUGCUUAUUGUAAGGAUGGGAAAAUGGAGGAUGCUUUUGCAUGGCGUGAUGCUAUGUUAGAUAGAGGGGUGUUGCCUGAUAUUUCAACAUAUAACUGCUUAAUUGGGGGUUUAUGCAGAGAGGGAAAUGUUGAAGAAGCUAGGAAGAUCACAGAUGAAUUGAGAAACAAGUGUUUGAGAGCUGAUCUUGUAACAUAUAAUAUAUUGAUUGGUGCACUGUGCAAAGAAAGGCGGUCAAAAAAUGCUGCGAAACUCUUGGAUGAGAUGCGCAAGGUGGGUUUGAGUCCAAGUCAUGUGACAUAUAAUACUUUGAUGGAUGGUUACUGUAGGGAAGGAAACCUUGUUGCUGCAUUGAAUUUGAGAAAACAGAUGGAGAAAGAAAAGAUGCGACCUAAUAUUGCAACAUAUAAUGUACUGAUAAGGGGCUUCUGUCAGAAGGGCAAGCUACAAGAUGCAAACAGUCUUCUUAAUGAGUUGUUGGAGAAGGGUUUAAUCCCAAAUCAAACAACCUAUGAGAUAGUUAGACAGGAAAUGAUGGAGAAAGGCUUUGUUCCAGACAUAGAAGGCCAUAUGUAUAAUGUUUCAGGCAGAUUAUAGCUCACUUUAGAGAGAGAGAAUCAAUGUUACUCUGACCGUAGUAUUAAUAUUUAUUAGCCCUUAUGUGUAUACAAGUGGUUUUGCACAUCUACUGAAUCUGAUAUAUGUUCUUGGGCUCAGUUCUUGGCCUUCAUGAAGAUGUAGCUUCUUGUCUGACACUGCAAUAUUGCAUUUGAAGUUUUUGCUUGAUUCAAUGGUCUGAUAGCUUCCAAGUUAUGUUGAGGUGAAAAGUCCAAGCCUCUCUGGCUCCCACACAUUGCUAGUUUACCGAAGUCUUCUGAUCUCAAUUUACUACCAGCAUUGCAAAUUAUGCAUUUUUUUGUGGUAAACUGUUCAGUGCGCCUCCAUUGAUAUUUGAUGAUAGAAGAUUUAUAAUGAUUCAUGCAAUGCUGGGUAUGUGUGGGCAUCAUCAUCAAGUUAUUGGAUAUGUAUAUACAUCAGCAUUAAACUCUGAACAGGAGGGAUAUGAAAUAUGUCACCCUUUCCUUUGAAAGAUGAUUAUGAACAUGCAUGGAAGAUGAAGGAACAACGAAGGAAGAAUCAAGAAGCUGGUAGGGGGUCUAGAAUGGCUAAACAGAACAGAAUCAUCGGCUUCCUGAAAGCUGAAAAUUCUGGAAUAAACAGUUGGAUUGAUUUGAUGGAUGCUGAGAAGGUCAUGUUGAUGCAAAGGGUUAGGGACACAGAUUUGCCAUUCUGUAUACAUGCCCUGAUAAACAAACACCUGCAUUCUUCUAGUUUUUACGUAUACCAUGAACAUUAGCCAUAUGAACUAUACCACAACCCCUAAUGAACAUAUACGUGUUAAAAAUGUCAUGGUAUAUAAUAAUAUUCAGUAAUUUUUUUUGUUCA